AUGCAAGGUCCACAACCUCCACAACCAGACACCAGCAACCGAGACAACGACCACGACAAGAACCAGCAACCCGAAUACACGAAAUACGCUACAGUAGAGCACUUCUUCAAUGAAAAGCGACGGGCUCUCUUCGAGUCGAUAUCGGCGUCGAGGCGGUACGCCUUCAACUUCCGCAAACGCGCCAUCUCCACCUCGACAGGCGAACUCCUCUGUCCUCCUCCCCCUUCCGUCCCGCAACGCAAAUUAUCCCGGCCAAGACUCGCCCGAAUCAGGAAGAAAUGGCGCAGAAAGAGGAGCAGAGGAAGCGACACCGAUCCCCUGUACUGCUUGAGAAGACAUCAGCUGCUGGCGAUGUGGAAUACCCAGCCCACGACAGUGGCACAGUGGGAUGAAUGUGACCAGGCUCUACCAAAGAUAAGGCCCCGGUUGAGCAAGUUUCGGCUGCGCGAAGAGAAGAUCGACGAGCCCGAGGAUGUUUAUGAUGAUGACCAUGGCAUGCUGAGAAGCCCACAUACUUCGAAGAAGAGGAAACAUAGCAGGGUUGACGAUGAUGGUGUUGCUGCAGAACCACGGGCAAAGAAACUGUCAGGCUGA
This is a messenger RNA of Capronia coronata CBS 617.96, 594 nucleotides long. RefSeq lists its product as uncharacterized. The record is from RefSeq and is a predicted model, not a curated record. The coding region runs from base 1 to 594 and encodes 197 amino acids. Lineage: Eukaryota; Fungi; Ascomycota; Eurotiomycetes; Chaetothyriales; Herpotrichiellaceae. The transcript has a single exon.